Pseudogymnoascus destructans is the source of this 2970-nucleotide messenger RNA. RefSeq lists its product as uncharacterized. Gene Ontology annotation, cellular component: cytoplasm; plasma membrane. Gene Ontology annotation, molecular function: syntaxin binding; GTPase activator activity; myosin II binding. Lineage: Eukaryota; Fungi; Ascomycota; Leotiomycetes; Thelebolales; Thelebolaceae. The transcript is spliced from 3 exons. The coding region runs from base 1 to 2970 and encodes 989 amino acids. The record is from RefSeq and is a predicted model, not a curated record. Gene Ontology annotation, biological process: regulation of protein secretion; establishment of cell polarity; regulation of exocytosis.
AUGGCCGCCUUUAUCCGGUCCAAGCAGUCUGGCAUGCAGACUGACCUGUCUGCGUCUAUCUUGCCCGGACUGUUUACAAUUGACGACGAAGCUCGAUAUGGCAUCAACUCACAAAUAAGUACGUUUGCGUACGACCCGGUGCAAUCACUGCUGGCAGUUGGCACAAACGAAUCACAGUAUGGAAGUGGACAAAUCUAUAUAUUCGGCAGGGACCGAGUCCAAGUCACAAUUAAAUUGUCUCGGCGAGCAUCGGUCAAAGAAUUGCGGUUCUGUGCAGACAAAUUGCUGAGCCUUGACACGAAGAAUGAGCUGACGGUUUGGGACCUAAUCGGAGGCGGCAAGAAGAUCUGCAGCUACACAGCACCUGGCAUAGUUACAUGCCUGGCAACAGAUCCUAUGCUUGACUGGGCAUUCCUGGGACUACAACAGGGCGAAAUUGUUGCGUUUGAUCUUGACCGUGAGAGGGCAGCGCCGCUCCGAUUGCCAAACUUUUGGCGUGAGAGAAGUCCGAGGUCUCGGAUUCUAUCUGUUGUUACCUUGCAAUUACACCCCAGGGAUAUUGGCCAGCUUCUUAUUGGAUACACAGAAGGUGCCGUGAUUUAUUCAUUCAAAGAGGCAAAAGCUACGAAGUUCUUUCAGUAUGAAGUUCCACCCGGCGCCCCAGGGGGUGCCUCCGACCCUAACGUCGUUAGAGAUGCCCGCAGGCCCCGGCUCACACAGUGUUUAUGGCAUCCAACUGGGACAUUUGUUCUUACGGCACAUGAAGAUGGCAGCCUUGUUUUCUGGGAUCCAAAGGAUUGUAGAGUUGUCAUGGCUCGCACUCUAGACGAUCUACACGUAGAUCAGCCAGGUAACAAGCCUGGUGGCUCCAAAGGGGGCCUGUCUAUUAAAGAGCCGUAUUCUAAGAUUUCAUGGUGUGCGAAGACCAACCCUGAUGACACGGGCUUGUUAAUCGGCGGUGGGGUUCCAAUGUCUGCGCAAACUAAGGGACUUACAUUUUUGGAGCUUGGUCCUACACCGGUUUAUGCAACUUCGUCAUGGCAAACUUUAACCGACCAUUUCAAGGGAAAACAGCAGAAGCUCCUCGAGACACCGGCCGGUGCAGAGGUCAUUGAUUACUGCCUUAUCCCUCGCGCCUCACCUCAUUUUGACGGCGCACAAGAUCCUAUUGCUGUCAUCGCCUUAUUGUCAUCAGGGGAGCUUAUUACACUAUCAUUUCCCAGUGGGCAUCCUAUAUCGCCCACUAACCAGCUGCACCCGUCGCUGACAUUUGUUCAUCCAUUUGUUGUUUCAUGUUCAGUCACAACCGUCAAUAGAACUAGGUGGCUAGGAAUGACGGAGAAACGUCAGCAAGGUCCCCCCAUAUUGCGUGGCGGCGUGGGAGGAAGCAAAAGCGUCCGCAAACACGAAGACAGGACAAUCAUACAGACAGCACAUGGCGAUGGCACAGUUCGAAUCUGGGAUGCAGGAACCUCGGACAAGUUGGAGAAUAGCGGGGUUCUUCAGAUUGAUGUAGCUCGAUCACUUGGACGGUAUGAAAACAUUGAAAUCACGGCCAUAAAUAUGGCUGGCCAAACCGGAGAGAUGGCUGUUGGCACGAAGUCAGGUGAGGUUGCCAUUUAUAGGUGGGGUGGAAACAAACUCAAGGGGUUUGAGCCCCCCCCUCCUGUUGCUGUCAGGCCAGGAACCAUCGAGAAUAUUAGCGACAGAGUCGAGCCUGGGUUGAGGGAGGGCUUGCAACCGUUUGUUCUUUAUAACAUGGCUCAUGGGCCUAUUUCUGCGUUGAAGAUGUCUGAUGUGGGCUUCAUCAGCGUUGGAUCAGAAGAUGGCACUUUCGCGAUUAUCGAUCUUCGGGGCCCAGCAAUAAUAUUUGACGGUUCUCUAAAUGACUUUGCGAAGCAAGAAAAAAGAGGUAGCCUUUUCAACAGAAGCAGCAGCCACGGUGGACCCCAAGCUGACUGGGCUGUCUCGAUUGCCUUUGGUGUCUUGACCCUCGACAACGACGAAUAUUCAAGCAUAUGCUGCUUCGUUGGCACUAACCUGGGGCGAGUAGCUACAUUUAAGAUUCUGCCGCAGCCCAAUGGAGGCUACACGGCACAGUUUGCGGGAGUCUCACAGCUGAAUGACCGUGUUGUCUCCAUCUGCCCGAUUAUCGCAACUUCUGGACAGCCAGCUGUAGCCGAUGGUCCCACAGUAGCAUCACUCCGCGAAGGACGAAUCAUCCCUGGAAUGCUUGUAGUCGUCACCGAAGCUGAAGUACGGGUCUUCAAACCGGCUACCGCGAAGGGAGCGCAGAAAACUUGGGAUGAUUCGACAGUCAUGUGCCACGCCGCAUCAGUAACCCACUUCCUCCUCCACGGCUACGCCAUCGUUGGUGUCUUCGGUGACGGUACCGCACGCGCCUACUCUAUCCCCGCCCUCAAAGAGCUAGGUGUGCAGAACCUGCCGAUGCUCGACAAAUCCCGCAUCUCAAGCAGCAUCGUCACGCCCUCAGGCGACAUAUUCGGCUGGGCCGGUCCCUCCGAGCUUGCGAUGCUGAACGCUUGGGGCACCGGGCAGCCACUCGCGCGCUCUGAUGACCGGCUGUUCAAUAUCGAGGCACUUAUCCCGCCGCGACCGACGAUCUCCAACAUGCAGUGGAUCUCAGGGACGAUGUAUGUCAGUCCCACAGACCUGGAUUUACUCAUUGGAGGGCCGGAUCGCCCGCCUAGCAAGCGUAUGAUGGCGGCGGCGGCCGAGGAGCAGCGAGCGUCGAACCAAGCACGGCCAGGACCUAGUGCCAAAACGGAGGGCUGGGGUGAUUAUAUGACGAGACAGUUUAAUGAGAGGACGGAGCAGCUGGGUGUUAUGGGUGAUACGAUGGAGCGUACACAUGAGAGCAGUGCCGGGUGGGCGGAUGAUGCGAGCAAGUUUGUGAGCAAGCAGAAGAGGAAUAUUUUGUUUAAGUCUGUGGCUGGGAAGUUCUUUUAA